UUAACUUUUAUUAGUUUUUAUAUUAACUUUUAAACAAAGUAAAUAAAUGAAGUCAUACAUACACAGAAACAUUUCCAGUGUCAUCCUUGGCUUAGAACGGAAACAGAAACUAUAAAAAUUAUAAAAAUAAAUUCAGAAACAUAACCUUACCUUUUAGCUACUACUUUGUGCAGGCGAUUUUUAAAAAGUGCAGUGCCUCGUACAAUGUUGCUGUACAUGUGCAUUUAAGAACCUAAAUUGCAGACCAAGUGUUAGCAGGCAGUUCACACUACCUCAACAACAACAUAACUUGUAGUGGGUAAAAACUCAAAGUUGUCAAGUGUUGGUUAAAAAGAACAACUGGUUCUUAUCAUAUUCUCUAAUAAUUGCAAUAAAAGCAAAAAUGGAAAAUCUGAUAUUUUAAGAAAUCCUGAUUAUGAUUAUGUUCAACUUCUACAGUUUAUUGUGCAAUAAAAUAUUUGCUUCCAGAAAAAUAUUUCUUUUUUUUCCAAAGUUACAUGUUCAUCAUGACAUGGAAUGUAUAUCUCCAUACAAAAGCCAUACAAUUCCUUAGAAAGAAAAAACAUACAACAAAAAAAUGAAUAAAUAAAAACAGGUUGUUUUAUGCAGCAGGGAAGAAGCAACAAAGUUAACAAAUAUACAUAUGAUUAUAGCCAAAUGUAAAAAUGAGUGUAGAGUUUAUAUAACUAUUCUUUCUUCCAUGUAGGGGAGUGGGGUUCAAGAUAUUGAAGAAAGAGAAAACAAACACUAUCUACUCCAAAAUAUUAGAUGGCAAAGAUCACUAAUUCUCACUAAAUAUUCUCUUUUUUUUUUAAACCCAAUAUAUUCUUAAUUUUGUUUAUUUUUAAAGCAUGAUGUUUGAUAGUGCAGUGGAUCUUUUGUUUUUAAUGCUUUUUUACAUUGGUAGCAACUGUUGAAGGGGUUGGGCAUUUAGACCUUACAGCCUGAGGCAGAGAGAAAGGAAGGCAUUCAUAUUAUAAACAGUUAUAAACACUCAAAAAUAUGUUUUUGAUUACAAAUGCAUUAAUGCAUUAAAAAUGCAUUAAACUAAUGUAAAGGCUGAUUAGCUAUUUUUUGAGUUUAAUAUUUUGAGUUUCAGAUCUGUAUUAUCUGUUUUGGGGUUAAAGGGGAUGGGACCAAAAUCUCAGCAGCUCCAGAUCUUGCCCUGCAAAACAAUGGCUCCAACCACAUCAUAUGAGUGCAGAAAUUUAGUGAUGCUAUAGUGGGAAUUGAAUAAGAGUAGGUCCAUUUGGAAUCUUUGAAGAGGGGUACAAUACAAAAACUCAGGGUGGUAUUAUUCUUGUAUUUUAUUGAUAUACUGCAUCAACACAAUAAAUUUAUAGAUGCUUAAAAAUAAACGUUUGCAGAUCUGUGCUUCAUUCCAAAGAUUGCUCUAAAAGAAAAGCACAAGUUUCUUUCCUUACCAGAAUGAGAGCAUACAGUGCACUCUACAUAUUAUUUAUAUUGUUUAAUUGAUUUAUUAUUUAUGAGUUGAGUUUUUAGACCUCUGACAUGGUGUCUUUAAACUGUAUCAUAGUGAAUAACACACCCCUUCUUCUGUCAAAAGUCUAAAUAGUUAUGAAAUGCAAUAAUGUUAAUUCAUAUAACUACAGUGCUGAGAGUUAUCACAACCACACAUUGAUACAGAAAACCAAACUUUGCACUUCAGGUUGUGUCCUAUAUGCACCUAUACUGACGGAUAAUCGCUAGGUUAAAACGUUUGGAUGUGACACAUCAUGCUGUAAUAAACGCUGGAGCAGAGAGCAUAUCCUUGAGACAGCGUGACUUUAAAACACUGGACUGUAACACGGUCAGAUAAAAGGAGAAAGUACAUUGUUCAUUUCCUGAUGAAGAAGAGCUGACGUUGUACUUUCUUCAACAGGCGAGGGGUGUUUCCAGUCCAGGAGAGAUCAGAGGAGAUGCGGAUGCUCUUCCACUUUCAGCUGUCCAGACCCUCCACCACUUCCCACAGCAUACAUGGAGAAGAGCGUGUUCAGUCCUCCGGGACUUCCAGUAAUCCACUGACCACCACUGUUUCAGAUGUUGGACCUGAUCGACCUCACCAAAAAGAAGCGUUUGUGGUACUUUGUUGGGGUAGUUUGUGUAUUUCUCCAGAAAUCUACAGUAUAGCCACAAUAUAGGGAUUUUGUCGCAACGAACAUGCCAGAGGUUCCAUAGCUAAAAUAAACAAAAUCGGGGACAAGGGGCAACCUUGUCUCACCCCCGAUUUGAUCUUGAUUGGAGGUGUAAGCCUGCCGUUUACCAAUACAGCACUGGCACAAUUAUUGUAUUGGAGAUGAAUCCAUUUUUGAAAAUUCCCACCAAACCAUAGUCUUAAAACUUCUUUUAAAUAAGAGUGACUUACACUAUCUAAGGCUUUUUCCAAGUCAAUCCCCAAAAUACAUAGAGGAUGCUUCCGUUCUUUACAAUAAAGAUAACAGUCUCUUAAAAAAAACCUAGGCUAUCCGUUAUUUUACGUCCUACUACUCCACAAGUUUGUUCCAUCCCAAUUAAGUUUCCCACAACUGACUGUAGUCGAAAGUAUAAAGCUUUGGACAAUAUUUUAACAUCAACCCCAAGCAGAGUUAAUGGUCUCCAAUUUUUGGGCUCAGUUGACCGCAGUCAUGUGGGUGGGUGUCAGCUUCAUUCACCUCUUUGAGAUCUGUGGAGUCAGUGGAUCCACUGUCGCACAAAACACGCGGAUCUUUUUCCUGGUUGGAAAGGCUGGAGCUAGAGAAAAAAACACGCCUCGGUAGCUGAACGUUGCCCCAUAAAGAACAGCGGCUGCUUCUUUUGGACACAAUGAGGCAGGUUUUGCCCACUCCAGCUGGGUUCGGUCCUUGGUUGUGACCCUGGUAACCCCACGCCACGCUGACAGCGCUCCAAGUAAGGUACUGCAACGCUCAUGGCUGGGUUCCUGCUACGCGCAUCAUGUCCCGCUGCUGCUGUCCCUACAACCAAUCAGAUCGCCAGACGCUCUCAUCACAGAGGAAGACGGCUCCUCGUCACGAUCGGGCAAGGAAGAAGGGUGCGUGUGGUCGUGGUUCUGCACAAACAAGCCCUUUACCUGCAACCUGUCAUGCUGCUGAUAAAACUAGAAGAUGUCUCUGCUGAGGGUUCCCAGGAGGAAGCAGAUCCUGAGCGUCCUGGAGAGCACCCCGCUCCCACUGAGGACUCCGACAGCGAACAUGAGUCCACCAAGAAGCCAAGAAAGGAGAAGGUGGUGGCCAUGCUGACAGAGGAGGAAGAAGAAUCCAUGGUGGAGUGGCUGAAGACCAACCCCAUUCUCUACAACCGCAAGCUGAAAAGCUACAAAGACACCAACAGGAAGGAGGCUCUGUGGCGUGAGAUGGCUGGUCAGAUGGGCCAGGACAUCCUCAUCCUGAAGACCUGGUACACCAGCCUGCGCACCAGGUACGGCCGCCUGAAGAAGCUCUGUGCAGAGAAGCAGUCCUCUGGGUUGACGGAGCGUGACUCCUGGAUACUAAAAUGCUUUGAGUUCCUGGCACCACACAUUCUUCCAGUCCUGAAGAGGAGAGGGAGAAGGAAGGUGGGUGUUAACACCAUCUCUGCCACUCUGAACGCCCCUUCUUACAAUGCCAGUCUGCCUGCUCCCUGUCCCAAGUCAGUUAAGUCCCAUUCCAUGACCCCCGUGAGUAGCAACCCUACCACCAGGCAAGCUUCUGUGGGUCUAAUCAUCCUGCUGAACAUUCUCAGCAGUUCCUGGUCCUACAACAGCAAGAGCUCCCCGAUCAGCGAAGACCAGAAGGUGACAAGGAACGAGACGCGUUUGCAGAGUGGCUCCGGUCAGCCAUGCACAACUUUGAGCACUCCAUCUGGAGGAGGUGCCAGCGUGAGCUGACUGACGUAAUGUACAGAUUUAUCGCAGAGAAUGAUGCUCUGAGGGUCGACGGCCAGCCUCUCUGUCAGUUUUCUGCUGGUCCGACCAGCCAGGGAAGAUUCCCAACAGAGCAAAAUGACCAGGAAGAAUAUAAGUGGCAGCCAAAAUAAGAGAUAAUGAGGCUUUCCAUAUUCUAAAGGAAAUAGCUUCAAUACUUCAUUUAUCAUCUCCUUUAGUGCAAAAGAAGUAGUCUUGAAAAGUAGGAAAUUUGCUAUUAUUACAUUCCAGUCUUGAAUUAGUAUGUAAAGAAAAAAGUUCUUAUAUUGAUUAUUAAAAAGAAAAAUAACUUGAAUUUUGAUCCACAAUAAAGGCAUCAAAGGUCA
Girardinichthys multiradiatus is the source of this 4224-nucleotide messenger RNA. RefSeq lists its product as uncharacterized. The record is from RefSeq and is a predicted model, not a curated record. The coding region runs from base 2906 to 3862 and encodes 318 amino acids. Gene Ontology annotation, biological process: regulation of transcription by RNA polymerase II. Gene Ontology annotation, cellular component: nucleus; transcription regulator complex. Lineage: Eukaryota; Metazoa; Chordata; Actinopteri; Cyprinodontiformes; Goodeidae. The transcript is spliced from 2 exons.